This is a messenger RNA of Coregonus sp. 'balchen', 19649 nucleotides long. The record is from the annotation of a GenBank genome assembly. Lineage: Eukaryota; Metazoa; Chordata; Actinopteri; Salmoniformes; Salmonidae.
AUGACAGCGACGUUCGUGCCUCCGGAUGGUGAGCGUGGAUGCAGCACAGGCAUGGAGAAUCCUUCGGCCUCCCCGGAUCUUCCAGUCCCGGCCCUCAGCAGUGGGAGCAGCACAAGCCCGACCACAACAACCUCCGGCGGGGGGAGUAGUAGUGUUUCGAGCCCUGGUUCAGGAGGCACGACCCCUGGCGACGGUAGUAGUGGGAUCGGUGGAGCUUUCAGGGAGCUAUUUGAGGCCUGUCGGAAUGGAGAUGUAUCCCGGGUGAAGAGACUUGUAGACUCGGUGAAUGUGAAUGCGAAGGACAUGGCCGGACGAAAAUCUACCCCUCUGCAUUUCGCUGCUGGUUAGUUAAGAUAGCGCUAACAAGCUUUGUUUUUGUGUUGUCAGCGCGAGUUGGCAGGUUGAAGUGUUUUCACACAUCGCAUGGUGCUUGUGAAAAAUAUCACCAUUUUGGUCUGCCACGACGAGAAUGGAUGGUUAGUUAUUAGUUAGCUACUGUACUGUAACUAGUUACGAAUGCUCAUUUUAAUUCGCUACUGUUAGUUAGCUAACUAGUUUGCCAAGAUGAAGGCCCAUCGAAAACAGCUAGCUUAGUUGGCUAACUAGCUAAUGCUAAAAACAGUUUAGCACACACACGGAUGGGGACAGAAGGCCUCAGUCUCUCAGCCCUCGUAGUUUUUAGCUACUUGCUAAACGUAAACAAAAAUGCACAAAUGUGUGUUUUGACGGGUGUUUCUCAAGCUAUUCCUUGGCACGAUCGAGUUUGGGAAAACCUGUUCAAGAGGAGCUGCUAAAAAGUAACGUUAGUUAGGUUGUUGAUAUUGUGCGCUGUUAAUUUUUUUGUUUUGUUUCAUAGAACUGACAUUACAUUACUGUCACACUGGAUGCACUGACCAUGUUUUGUCUGUCACUGUGUCAGGUUUUGGCCGGAAGGAUGUGGUUGAGCACCUCUUACAGACUGGUGCUAACGUGCACGCCAGAGACGACGGUGGCCUCAUCCCCCUGCACAACGCCUGCUCCUUUGGCCACGCGGAGGUGGUCAGUCUACUGCUGUGCCAAGGUGCGGACCCCAACGCACGGGACAACUGGAACUACACACCUCUGCAUGAGGCAGCCAUCAAGGGCAAGAUUGACGUGUGCAUCGGUAAGGGUGGAUGUGGCAAAAAAAAUCGUGUGUCUGACGAUAUAGGGUGACAUGCACAUCCUAAACUUGAGAAUACCAGUACUUUGCUAAAAAAUAAUACCGUGAUAUUGCUGCUCCCAGUGCCUUAUUACGGCACCCAAAUGUACAAUGUUGUGUCUUUCAACACUCUUAAACCCUGGUAAUUUGCCCAGGAAAAGUUAUGUUGACAAUAUUCAAUCAAUCAAAUGUAUUUAUAAAGCCCUUUUUACAUCAGCAAAUGUCACAAAGUGCUUAUACAGAACCCAGACUAAACCCCCAAAGAGCAAAUAAUGCAGAUGUAGAAUUGACUUUACUAAGGUGAUUUACUAUAGGUAGUUAAAAUACUGUAAACUCUGCAAGGUAUAAGACUAUAAUUGAAUUAAAAUAAUGAAACUGUUUCCUAUGUCUCCUUCACACAGUGCUCCUCCAGCAUGGCGCUGAUCCCAACAUCCGUAAUACGGACGGCAAGUCUGCCCUGGAUCUGGCAGACCCCUCUGCCAAGGCUGUGCUCACCGGUGAGUUUCAUACAACUACUCUCUUUCAGCCAGUUCUCUCCCCCAUUACGUUGGGUACGUUCCUAUGUUGUAUUUUGUAUUUUACGUGACUGCAACUAUAACGAUCUGGGCCCGCUUUUCCAAAAGCAUCUUAAGGCUAAGUUAAUCUUGGAACCAUAGGAUCCUAUCGUUCUAAUGUUUAACUUAGCCAUAAGAUGCUUUUGGGAAACCGGGCCCAGGACUGUAACCUUUUGUCUGAAUCAUGGCAUGGCUUGUCUUGACUUGGAACUCUGUGCCGUUCUAACCUGAUAUUUUGUAUUCAGGUGAGUAUAAGAAAGAUGAACUCCUGGAAGCGGCAAGGUGAGUAUCUUUAUCAACUUGUUUCAUUGGAGUGAUCUGUUUGUAGUAUUAGGCUACCUACCACAUCUUUAAACAUUUUCUAAUACAAAAUAUUUGAUCUUUCUUCUGUUCUCUUAUGAUCUGUGUGCUACAGGAGUGGCAAUGAAGAGAAGCUGAUGGCACUAUUGACCCCACUAAAUGUCAACUGCCAUGCCAGUGAUGGCCGCAAGGUAAUAAAGAUAUCGCCUACACAACCUUACAUGCCCACACUUUAUAUUAAUGUUGUAUAAUAUGUAGCGUAUGCUUGAUUUGUUCUAAAUAUUGGCGUGACCAACAGCAAGAAAAGUCUGGAGAGAAACUCUGUUUUCAGCCUACAUACCAAAAAAAGUCACUUGUGUGGGGAUAAAAAACAUCAUCUCAUCCUAGUCGGAUUAUUAUGUUUGGAACACUAUGAAGAGGAUUUGUGUCAUUGUAUUGGAUUUAGGCAGGGGACGCUUUAAUUUGACUGAACUUGUGCCCAGGCCAUAUUAUAUAUACAGUGCCUUCGGAAAGUAUUCAGACCCCUUGACUUUUUCCACAUUUUGUUACGUUACAGCCUUAUUCUAAAAUCGAUUAAAUUGUUUUUUUUCUCCUCAUCAAUCUACAUACAAUACCCCAUCAUGACAAAGCAAAAAGAGCUUAGAAAUGUUUGCACAUUUAUUACAAAUAAAAAAUGGAAAUAUCACAUUUACAUAAGUAUUCAGACCCUUUCCUCAGUACUUUGUUGAAGCACCUUUGGCAGCGAUUACAGCAUCGAGUCUUCUUGGGUAUGACACUACAAGCUUGGCACACCUGUAUUUGGGGAGUUUCUCCCAUUCUUCUCUGCAGAUCCUCUAAAGCUGUCAGGUUUGAUGGGGAGUGUUGCUGCACAGCUAUUUUCAGGUCUCUCCAGAGAUGUUAGAUCGUGUUCAAGUCCGGGCUCUGGCUGGGCCACUCAAGGACAUUCAGAAACUUGUCCCGAAGCCACUCCUGCUUUGUCUUGGCUGUGUGCUUAGGAUAGUUGUCCUGUUGGAAGGUGAACCUUCGCCCCAGUCUGAGGUCCUGAGCACUCUGGAGCAGGUUUUCAUCAAGGAUCUCUCUGUACUUUCCUCCCUUCAUCUUUCUCUCGAUCCUGACUAGUCUCCCAGUCCCUGCCGCUGAAAAACAUCCCCACAGCAUGAUGCUGCCACCACCAUGCUUCACCGUAGGGAUGGUGCCAGGUUUCCUCCAGACGUGACACUUGGCAUUCAGGCCAAAGAGUUCAAUCUUGGUUUCGUCAGACCAGAGAAUCUUGUUUCUCAUGGUCUGAGAGUUCUUUAGGUGCCUUUUGGUAAACUCCAAGCAGGCUGUCAUGUGCCUUUUACUGAGGAGUGACUUCUGUCUGGCCACUCUACCAUAAAGGCCUGAUAGGUGGAGUGGUGCAGAGAUGGUUGUCCUUCUGGAAGUUUCUCCCAUCUCCACAUAGGAACUCUAGAGCUCUGGCAGAGUGACCAUCAAGUUCAUAGUCACCUCCCUGACCAAGGCCCUUCUCCCUUGAUUGCUCAGUUUGGCCGGGCGGCCAGCUCUAGGAAGAGCCUUGGUGGUUCCAAACUUCUUCCAUUUAAGAAUGAUGGAGGCCACGGUGUUCUUGGGGACUUUCAAUGCUUUGGUACGGUUCCCCAGAUCUGUGCCUCGACACAAUCCUGUCUCGGAGCUCUACAGACAAUUCCUUCGACCUAAUGGCUUGGUUUUUGCUCUGACAUGCACUGUCAAAUGUGGGACCUUGUAUAGACAGGUGUGUGCCUUUCCAAAUCAUGUCCAAUCAAUUGAAUUUACCACAGGUGGACUCCAAUGAAGUUGUAGAAACAUCUCAAGGAUGAUCAAUGGAAACAGGAUGCACCUGAGCUCAAUUUCGAGUCUCAUAGCAAAGGCUCUGAAUACUUAUGUAAAUAAGUUAUUUCUGUUUAUUAUUUUUAAAACUGUUUUCGCUUUGUCAUUAUGGGGUAUUCUGUGUAGAUUGCUGAGAUUUGUAUUUAUUUAAUCCAUUUUAGAAUAAGGCUGUAACAUAACAAAAUGUGGAAAAAGUCAAGGGGUCUGAAUACUUUCCGAAGGCACUGAUUUAACAGCGAUAUCAACAUGGGAUUUUUCCGAUUUUUGACUUGAAAGAUGCCCAUCUGUCCAACUAUUUUGUCUCCUGUGAUCGUAGUCGAAAUGUAAUCCUUUUUAUUGUAUAUAAACGUAUGUUACCCUAUUCAACCAUUCCCUGUGUGCAGAGGGUUCAUUUUGGUACUCCUUCAGUAUUGCUCCAAAUAGUUUUUUGCAGAGGGAUAUUCAUUGGAAAUAUUUUCACUUUUAUUUUGGUCCCUCAGUUACCUCUAAUUCUAGUAGCACUGAUCCUCUGUCUUCUGCACAUCCAACAUUUGCUAUAACCAAGUUGUCACCAAUAUCGAUCAACAUUUUUGUUUUUGAAUAGUUGGUCAUGUUUAUCACAUCCAUUAAUAUUCUAUCAUGUAGUGCAGAGUUUCCCAACCUUCUCCUCUGGGAUUGUUUUGUUUUAACCCUAAACUGGCACACCUGAUUCAAUUAGUCAAAGGCUUGAUGAUUAGUUAACUCAUUUAAUCAGGUGUGGCAGUUUAGGGUUAAAACAAAAAUGUGAAAUCAUGUUGUGCAGUGUUUCCCAACUCCUGUACUCGUACUCCCAAAAUAAAAAAAGCCCAAGACAAGCGCUCCUGAUUCUACUUGCCAACUAAUCAUCAAGCCAUUGACAAGUUGAGUCAGGUUUUCAAAAAUGUGCUGUUGGGGCUACUCAAGGACCGGAUUAGGAAACACGGAUUGUAGAAAUGUUAUGGAAAUUCCAUUUUAGCUUAAUGCAUUGUGUCUCUAGCACACUGUCACUGGCCACGUUUACAUGCACACCAAUAUCUCAUUAUUAUUCGGGAUACUCAAGUAUUCUGUUUGAGUUGACGCGUAUAAAUAUCAUAUCCCGUUUACAAUAACCCAAAAAAGCUUGUAUCCAGGUUAUGAGAAACCCGGAUAAAUUGCCUGGGAUAUGCUUAUCUUAGACGGGAUACUGUGGCAUGUAAACAUCUUAUCCCAUUUACUGUUGUUUUUCACAGUCUGCGCAGGCUCAGUUUCACAUAUCAUGGGUGUUGGGUGAUGUUUUCAUCUCAUUGUCAAACAAAUCGCUUUAAAAUGUAGGCUACCUGCGGAAUUCGAUCAACCAUAAUCAUUCCAUAAUUUAUUUUGCUGAUACUCUGUACUGGACCGUAUAGCCUACUGGCUAUACAGCCUAUACGUUUCUGCUUAUAGUUUCUUACAUUUGGUAGGCCAUUUGUUUGUCAACUAUAGUUACAUGCAGCUUCUCUUCUGUCAACUUGUUGCCCCAGAAGACUAAAUAAAGUAGUGCUCACCAGAAUGUCUUACAUCGAAAGAAUGAAUGCGAAAGUAACCUAGUUAACAUUGGUUAAGUUGUCUGUUUCGUUUAAGGACCGGGGAGAAAACGCAAUGACUCCAAAACAGUGUAAAGAUUGGCCCUGAGCUACUAUCCGGAAUACUCUGCGCACGUAAACAUGGUCAUUGACUUCCUGUCAUGAGUGCGUUGUGGUAAUAGGGUGGUUGUUUAGGAUUAUUUUAAUCUUUGCAUUGUUAUUAGCUGUUGAUGAGUUUAGUGUUUGGAUCAGAGGGCAUUGUGUUUCACCAGAGCACUCCUCUCUCUACUCAGGGCGUCAUGACUUGACAAUUAACUUCAGUCUGAGGAAAGUGUGUACUUAAAGUCAGAAGGCUCUACUUUGCAUUGGUAAUUGUGGAAUAGUACUGGCUCAUUUGUAAAUGUAGUUGCCCCUCGUCUUGUUUGGCACCAGUUUUAAUUAUUCAGUUUUUCACUUCCAGUGCAUUCUCAUGAGUAGAGAAGUCAUCGCCAAAAAGCUAGCAUCCAUCUCAGAGUUGGCAAGAAACCAUAUCUUGGUCUCCUUUUCAUAAUUAUGAAUAAUGCAUCAUCUAGAGACUAUUGGCUAGGAUGAGCAGUAUUUUUCUAGCAUCAUAAUUCACUCUGGCUAACCAGGUCCCUAAAGUGGAUGAUUUAAAAUCCUACUCAUUAUUCUUUGACAUUUAGGUUUUCCAAGCACAUUACCUUGUUCCUAACUGACAUUUUAGGAAAGCCUCAUUGAAAUUUUUUUAUAAUCAUAACAGCGUUUCCUCCUCCAUCUGUUUUGUUGGCAGAACACAUUUGGGUUUAUAUGAAUGGGCCGUUUGUUAAGAAGACUCUUGGGCACACUGUGGUGACAACAAAGCAUUCACUCCCUGCACCUCAGUGUGCCUGUGCCAGUCUGAGGGCUUGUGUGGGUGUAGGAUAAGCACUUUGGCUUUUCCUGAGGGAUAACCAGGGAGCCUGCCUGCCUUAUUAAGAAUCCUACAGAGCAACAGUGAGACUAGUCACAUUUCCCUAAAGCUGUGUACUCAUUGUACCUGGUGUCACUUUGAAUUUAUAUAAAUGGAUAAUGCCGGUGUGUUUCUCAUUCAUUUUAAAGGGUGAUAGGCUAGAAGUAUCCUUUUUUGCUGUGAAAUAAAAAUACUACAAUUUUGUAAUUUUUUGUUUUGUUUUGUUUUUUGUGUGACUCUGGCAACAUUGUCGAUCAGUCAACAUCCCAAAAAAUGCUGGUAAGUUUAUCUCGAUAACUGCCACCUGAUUGUUGCACUGUUGUGAUUUGUAUUUUUUUCUUUAAUCCAUGUUUUAUUUGACCAAUACGCUGGCUCUCACUUGUAAUUAAUUGCACAUCAUGGACAUGGGUCUACUGGUCACUUUCAUAUUUCCUACCCCAAUGCUCCUGUCCUGUGAAUGUGUGUGGGGGGGGGGUGUAUAUGUGUGCCAGACCUGGGUUUAAAUAGUAGUUGUUAUCUUUCAAAUACAUUAGCUGUGCUUGAUUGAGCUUUCCUGCUGCAACGGUACAGACAGAAUAGUCCCUAAAGUGGACUACCAAAACCAUGCCUAUCUAGCACUUCAGCCAGGCUCAAUCACAUGCUAAAAGUAUUUAAAAGAAAACAGAUGGGCGUACCUACUAUUUGAACCCAGGUCUGGUGUGUGUGUGUGUGGUGGAGGAGGUGAGUAAGUGGUUCUGAAGCCAUGGCCUGCUUCGCUCAUUGGAUUUGGAGCUCAAAUAUAGCACAUUGCCUGAUUUUCCACAGUGCCACCCUCCCCUUUCUGCAGUCCUCUAUCUAACUACUUUACACCCUCCCACCUCUGCUAAGUUUCAAUCACUUCUUGUUCUUCAAUCAAUAUAUUUAUUGUAGGCCUGUGACUUUUCAGUUUUGAUCAAAUGCGCAUGUCUGGAAGCCUGCACCUUACAUUUUGUCAGUUUAUUCUUGUACUAUAUUGUAUGUAUUUGUUUGUGAUUUUUGACACUGUCCGCUUGUCACUUCGACUAGUCUUGAAUGGGUAGUGUUCCUUGGAUUAAGAAAAAUCAAUAAUUUCUCAUCUUUAAGUGCUGUGCUGACGUCGCUGCUCAUGCUUUUUGAAUUAUUUGAUUUUUUUCCUUGUGAUUUGCCUUCAUCAAACAUGAAUGAUAUUGUUGGUCUGUCCUGUCUGAGUUGUUCAGUGGUCUUAUUCUGUCUUGAUACCUACCAGUGCAUGAAUGCUACUUUUUCUUCCUUUCUGUCUGUGAGGUAAACUGUUGCUAAACUCCUGGGUGGAAAACUAUUCCACAGCUUUGCGUACACUAACAUUAUUAUGCUUGGCUCACAUAGGCACCAUGUGAUUUGGAAUGGCCAUACAGACCGACACAACAUUUGUUAUGAAUACACAGUAGAUUCAAUCCUUCCUUAGCCAGCUUUUUAGCAUCCUGUAUAUUAUGUUUUGGAAGGAAGGGGUUGAGGGACAAGUCAGAUUUCCCUUUUCUCCUUUUCAUAACUUGUUUGAGGUAAGCUAGCAUCAGUGUGCGACAUAAGAAGUAUCUUUUAAGAUGGAUGAUCUGAGAGUUCUGUCAGACUUGCAUAGACAGGGCGGUUGAGAAUAGGUUGAUUGUUUUGGGGUGUAAUACACGAACCAUUUUGAGCUUGCAUCCUUCCACCAUUCAACUGCAUUGAAAACUCACAGACCGUUCGUCAAUACAAUUUGCUUCCUAGCAUAAUCAGCCAUUCACCCACUCUGGCUCUCUGAAGGCAGUGUGUUCUGAUGUGUAUUGACUCUGAGCUCUGUGUGUCUAAUGACAUGUCCUCUCUUCCAGUCCACCCCACUGCACUUGGCGGCUGGCUACAACAGAGUCCGCAUCGUCCAGCUACUGCUGCAGCACAGGGCAGACGUCCAUGCCAAGGACAAAGGGUAAGACCAAACUCAAUACAAAACUUUAGUUGUAUUUGUACAGCCCCAUUUGAAGGCCUGUUUUCCUCCACUGUUUCUUGGUCUAAGAACAUUCUCAGCUGAGAAACGUCUCAACCACAGAUUCAUAGAAUAAAAUAACUGUUCAUUUUAAUGACUAUCUCUCUGGCAGUGGCCUGGUCCCUCUCCACAACGCCUGCUCCUAUGGACACUUUGAGGUCACAGAGCUUCUGCUCAAGGUAAGGGCUCUAAAAGAUUCUAGUUCACUUUUACAAAAUGGAUUUCUGUAGACCCGUCAUUGAUGCCCCACUUUAAUUAGCCAAUUUUAGAAUGUUGGUUUUAUUGAUGGAGAAUAAUUGAUCAACUCUCCUGUCUGUCUACAGCAUGGAGCGUGUGUAAAUGCCAUGGACCUGUGGCAGUUCACUCCUCUCCACGAGGCUGCAUCUAAGAACCGUGUGGAGGUGUGUUCUUUGCUGCUGAGCCACGGAGCCGACCCCACCCUGCUCAACUGCCACAGCAAGAGCGCCGUGGACAUGGCCCCCACCCCCGAACUCAAAGAGAGACUAACCUGUGAGUUCAGUGGGAGACUGGAGAGAACACACGUGCAUAUACAGUGCAUUCGGAAAGAAUUCAGACCCCUUCCCUUUUUCCACAUUUUGUUACAUUACAGCCUUAUUCUAAAAAUUCUUUUUUUUUUAAAUACAUCCUCAUCAAUUUACACACAAUACCACAUAAUGACAAAGCGAAAACGGGUUUGAAGAAAUUUUAGCAAAUGUAUAAAAAAAUUAAAACAGAAAUACCUUAUUUACAUAAGUAUUCAGACCCUUUGCUAUGAAACUCAUAAUUGAGCUCAGGUGCAUCCUGUUUCCAUUGAUCAUCCUUGAGAUGUUUCUACAACUUGAUUGGAGUCCACCUGUGGUUAGUUCAAUUGAUUGGACAUGAUUUGGAAAGGCACACACCUGUCUAUAUAAGGUCCCACAGUUGACAGUGCAUGUCAGAGCAAAAACCAAGCCAUGAGUUUGAAGGAAUUGUCUGUAGAGCUCCGAGACAGGAUUGUGUCGAGGCACAGAUCUGGGGAAGGGUACCAAAACAUUUCUGAAGCAUUGAAAGUCCACAAUAACACAGUGGCCUCCAUCAUUCUUAAAUGGGAGAAGUUUGAAACCACCAAAACUCUUCCUAGAGCUUGCCGCCCGGCCAAACUUAGCAAUCAAGGGAGAAGGGCCUUGGUCAGGGAGGUGACCAAGAACCCGAUGGUCACACUGACAGAGCUUCAGAGUUCCUCUGUGGAGAUGGUUGUCCUUCUGGAAGGUUCUCCCAUCUCUGCAGCACUCCACCAAUCAGGCCUUUAUGGUAGAGUGGCCAGACGGAAGCCGCCACUCAGUAAAAGGCACAUGACAGCCCGCUUGGAGUUUUCCAAAAGGCACCUAAAGACUCUGACCAUGAGAAACAAGAUUCUCUGGUCUGAUGAAACCAAGAUUGAACUCUUUGGCCUGAAUGCCAAGCGUCACAUCUGGAGGAAACCUGGCACCAUCCCUAUGCUGAAGCAUGGUGGUGGCAGCAUCAUGCUGUGGGGAUGUUUUUCAGCGGCAGGGACUGGGAGACUAGUCAGGAUCGAGGGAAAGAUGAACGCAGCAACGUACAGAGAUCCUUGAUGAAAACCUGCUCCAGAGCACUCAGGACGUCAGACUGGGGUGAAGGUUCACCUUCCAACAGGACAACGACCCUAUGCACACAGCCAAGACAACGCAGGAGUGGCUUCGGGACAAGUCUCUGAAUGUCCUUGAGUGGCCCAGCCAGAGCCCGGACUUGAACCCGAUCAAACCUAUGGAGAGACCUGAAAAUAGCUGUGCAGUGACGCUCCCCAUCCAACCUGACAGAGCUUGAGAAGAAUGGGAGAAACUCCCCAAAUACAGGUGUGCCAAGCUUGUAGCGUCAUACCCAAGAAGACUCGAGGCUGCCAAAGGUGCUUCAACAAAGUACUGAGUAAAGGGUCUGAAUACUCAUUUAAAUGUGAAAUUUUAGUUCUUUAUUUUCUCAUAAAUUUGCAAACAUUUCUACAAACCUGUUUUUGCUUUGUCAUUAUGGGGUAUUGUGUGUAGAUUGAUGAGGCAAAUCAAUUUACUUAAUCCAUUUUAGAAUAAGGCUGUAACGUAACAAAAUGUGGAAAAAGUCAAAGGGUCUGAAUACUUUCGGAAUGCACUGUAUACAUGUGUGCGCACAUUUUUAUAUACAUGAUAAUGAAAAAACACUUGCACACAGACUACUCUCUCAAUUCACAAAGACUACAGACCGAUGAGAAUGUCUGCGUCGGCCCUCGGCUCUUCUCACAUUUCAAUCUCCCCUUUUCGUUCAAUCUCCUUUCUGCCAUCCAGAUGAGUUUAAAGGUCAUUCGCUGCUCCAGGCAGCUCGGGAGGCAGACAUGGCCAAGGUGAAGAAGACCCUGGCCCUGGAGAUCAUCAGCUUCAAACACCCACAGACCAAUGAGACCGCCCUGGUGAGGUCAUCACUGCUCCUUCUGGCUAAUGCUCAAUGUCACAGUGACACAGAACGUUACCUCAUAAUCAACAGCUAUGGAUGUCUAAAAUGGCACCCUAUUUCCUAUAUGAAAAGUUAUGGGCCAUGAUUAAAAGUAGUGCACUAUAUAGGGAACAGGGUGCCAUUUGGGAUGCAUCCUAUGUCACUGUCAGAAUCUGUUUGUGUGACACAUGACCUAGGAUGACCACUAUAAACAAGCACAAAACCUGAGAAGGCAUUCACACAUGCUCCAUACAGUGAUAUAAUGGAAGGUGUUGUCCCUCUGUUUCAGCACUGUGCCGUUGCCUCCCCUCACCCCAAACGGAAGCAGGUGACAGAGCUGCUGCUGCGUAAAGGUGCCAACAUCAAUGACAAGAACAAAGAGUAAGACACCAUUACAACGAGGAGACCAUGUCAGUGUUUCACAUAUUGUAUAGGAGGCCCCCCCCCCAAAAAAAUACUUUAGCAUCUAUUGGUUUCAGUUAAGAAUGUUGGCUUGUUAAACUGCAGAAUGAGAAUCCUCUGAGGCUGAUUCCUGCACAAGGAAAGCAAUGCCCCUAAACAAUCGCUCUCUCCUUCCUGUCUGUCUGUAGCUUCAUGACGGCCCUGCAUGUUGCGGCCGAGAGAGCACACAACGACAUCCUGGAGGUGCUGCAGAAACAUGGAGCCAAGGUACACACUGCAGGCCUCUUCAGUCUAACAAAUACCAUUUCAUUUAGCUUGUCAUAUCUCUCUCUCUGGCUCGUAGCCUCCAUAUCUGAUAACUUCACAAAAAAAGAUUAUGAAAUAAGUGUAUCACAUUUAGCUUUGAGUCUGUUGCUGUUUGUGUGACUGACUAUUCCCUCUGUCCUUCUCCCUCUGUCCUUCUCCCCCGUCCUUCUCCCUACCCCCCUCCGUCUCCGACCCUCCAGGUGAAUGCGGUGGACACCCUGGGGCAGACGGCCCUCCACAGGGCAGCCUUGGCGGGCCACAUCCAGACAUGCAGGCUGCUGCUGAGCUACGGGGCUGACCCGGCCAUCGUCUCCCUGCAGGGCUUCACUGCCUCACAGAUGGGCAACGAGGCCGUGCAGCAGAUCCUCAAUGGUACAGUAGUAGAGCACCUUGGGUUAAAUACAAAGAUUCUCUUUUAUAUUCUACUCUCUACAUUGGGAUUGACAAUGGUGCUUGUGUGCAUCUAAGAUGUUUUAUGCAUUUUGAUGAAAGAUUCAUUACAUACAUAUGGCCUUUAAAUCUAGGCUAUGCAGUGAUGGUAAGUUAGCAGGAUGUAUAACAAAGAAACUAUCGGUUAUGUUGCCCAUAAAUAUUGCACAGUGCUUUGUCAAAUUUCACAGUAUGUUUUAUUUCAUGAUGUUGGUCCGUUUCCUACAGAAAAUGUUCCAACUCGUAACUCUGAUGUGGACUACCGGUUUCUGGAAGCCGCCAAGGCUGGAGAUUUGGACACUGUGCAGGUAAGCUGAUCAGCUACAUCAUCUCGGGUUCAUGAAUUCAAUCAUGUUCCAUACAUCAACGAUGAUCUACCUACCACCAUGAAUCCAAGAUGUCUUCCUCUGUCACUUUUGAUAUUCUGUCUAUGUUGUCUCGUCUGUGUUUUGUAGCAACUGUGCACUCCUCAGAACGUGAACUGUCGGGACCUGGAGGGUCGUCACUCCACCCCUCUGCACUUUGCUGCAGGCUACAACCGUGUGGCCGUGGUGGAGUACCUGCUACAUCAUGGAGCUGACGUACACGCUAAAGACAAAGGGUACGUGUUGUCUUACUAGUCCACCCUACUACCUCUGUCUUUCCUUACUGUCUUUGCAGAGACAUUUACUUUUACCUCAGAUUGUCAGCAAAAAGGCUUUCACUUUGUGUUGAAUACAUAUCUUUGCAUUGGCUUUCAUUCUGCAUUGAAUACAUCUUUAUCAUUGGAUUACAUUUAGCAUUCAAUACGUACAAUACUUGAAACCUUUAGUCAUAUAAUUACAUUAUUUAUAGGAUCUCUGUGCCUUCAGUGGUCUAACUAGUCUGUCUGUCCUGCAGCGGUCUGGUGCCCCUCCACAAUGCCUGCUCCUAUGGUCACUAUGAGGUGGCAGAGCUGCUGGUGAGACACGGGGCGUCGGUGAACGUAGCUGACCUCUGGAAGUUCACCCCUCUCCACGAGGCUGCUGCCAAGGGCAAAUACGAGAUCUGCAAACUGCUCCUCAAGGUUAGUCUAGCUGUGCCUUUCAUAUCUUCUGAAAUGAUGAGGUCCCAAUAGCAUAAUAAGGCUAUACUGAGGCAUUUCUAUAGUCAAAACAGCAAAUUAUUUAUUGUGAUAGCUUUUUAUAGACUUUGCUCAAAGCACCAACGUGUCUCUGUGUAGCUAUGUGUAUAGCUAGAAGAGAUUUUCAACGACAGAACAAAGUAUUUUUUAAUGUACAUUCAUGAUGUAUUUGUGUGUGUUGCUCCAGCAUGGAGCAGACCCCACCAAGAAGAACCGUGACGGUAACAUGCCUCUGGACAUGGUGAAGGAUGGAGACACGGACAUCCAGGACCUGCUGAGAGGAGACGCUGCCUUGCUGGAUGCUGCUAAGAAGGGCUGUCUGGCCCGUGUCCAGAAACUCUGCAGCCCAGAGAACAUCAAUUGUAGAGACACACAGGGACGCAACUCCACCCCCCUGCACCUUGCAGGUACUGAACCUACCAGAAUCAAUUUGUGGAAUCAAUCAAUACAUUUUAUAUUUUUAUAAAGCACUUUUUACAUCAGCAGUUGUCACAAAGUGCUUUACAAUUACCCAGCCUAAACCGCAAAGCAGUGGAAUCAAUUCAUUGAAUGGAAAAUGUGGAAACCAGACACAGACCUUUACCACUCAAACAUAAGUGGAUCCCCUUACAUAAAAGGAUGACAGGCAAAUCAUCAAACCCUGGACAGUUUGAUCAUUUGGAGCUAUAUUAUUACUUUGACACAUUACAGAAAGAUCUUUCAUUCAGGUUUUUUUGUACGGUAGACUGCCAUGUUGUUUCAUGUUGUCAUCCGUCUUGUUUCCCACCUCUGUAGCUGGCUACAACAACCUGGAGGUGGCAGAGUAUCUCCUGGAGCAUGGGGCUGAUGUCAACGCACAGGACAAAGGAGGCCUCAUCCCCCUGCACAACGCUGCCUCCUACGGGGUGAGUCGGCACAAAGAUUACGCCUCGGAAGACAUUGUACAUGCUGUACGGUUUGGCCUAAGGGUUUAUAACAUAGACAAUGCAUACAAAAUACCUACGCUGUGACCUUGAGGCCUAAGAUAUGUAACAGCUUGGAUCUAAGGCACUGCAUCGCACUGCUAGCUGUGCCACUAGAGAUCCUGGUUCGACUCCAGGCUCUGUCGAAGCCGGCCGCGACCGGGAGAACCCAUGAGGCGGCGCACAAUUGGCCCAGCGUCGUCCAGGGUAGGGGAGGGAAUGGCCGACAGGGAUGUAGCUCAGUUGGUAGAGCAUGGCGUUUGCAACGUGUGGGUUUGAUUCCCACGGGGGGCCAGUAUAAAAAAAAAAUAUAUAUAAAAAAAUUCUAAUGUAUGCACUCACCAACUGUAAGUCGCUCUGGAUAAGAGCGUCUGCUAAAUGACGUAAAUGUAAGACUAAAUGACGUAAAUGUAGAUAUUGUUUGGGUUACAAAACCUUAUAGAAACCCGUACAGCAAAUACAAGGACAAAACACCCACGCUGUGAUGAAAGUCACCUUGUGGAAAGCUUAAGAAGAUAUGGAACAGCGUGGCUGUCAUCAGUUUCUGGGCAUGUCAUGAUUCAAUCGUGUUACUAAUUUAGUCUCUCCUCUCAUCUGCUACUUCUAUCCUCUGCUCCUCUCCUCAAUCGCUCCUCUCCUGUCUUUCCUCUUCUCUCCUACAGCACGUGGACAUUGCUGCCCUCCUGAUAAAGUUCAACACGUGUGUGAAUGCUACAGACAAGUGGGCCUUCACCCCCCUCCAUGAGGCGGCUCAGAAGGGCCGGACCCAGCUGUGUGCUCUCCUGCUGGCCCACGGAGCGGACCCCACCAUGAAGAAUCAGGAGGGACAGACUGCACUGGACCUGGCCACGGUAACACGCCUUGAUCUCCUACUGUUAGAGCAGCUAGCAAUGCCACAAAAUGAAGUGUUGUUUUUUGCUGUUACUGGCAGACAUUUGCUUGAAUGGUGAAGGUGCAUAAAGAUAGGAAUUCAGAUCUGACGCAAUCGUUUGCGCACUAUCCACAGUUUAACUACGGCGCGCGACAUGGUUCAAUCUGCCUAUAAAUCAGAACAAUCUACUUUUUUGUUUUUUCUAAUUGCCGCCGUCUUGGAGCUAGAAUUGGAAUCGUGUUUACUGUGCUAAUGCCCAUACAAAAAGAUGAACGAUACAGUACGGUGAACUUGGCAAGUUAGGCAUUUGUUAGAAGUACAUGGGGGCUGCCAUCUUUAUGCACCAUACCGUUCUAAAUGCUUACCAUUUUUCCCAUUUAUAUAUUUUGACACACUUAGCAGAAACUAGAGAUUUGGCCAAUACUGAAACAGCCUGAAAUUCAAACAUUUAGACCAACCAGUUCUGACCCAUGGUUUCUCCAUCUAAUUAUGUCUUCCUCUCAGGCUGAUGACAUCCGGGCCCUGCUGAUGGAUGCCAUGCCCCCAGACGCCCUGCCCAGUUGCUUCAAGCCCCAGGCCACAGUGGUCAGCGCCGGCUCGGUCAUCUCCCCGGCCUCCACGCCCUCCUGCCUGUCUGCAGCCAGCAGCAUCGACAACCUGGCCGGGCCCCUCAAUGAGCUGGGAGCCGCAGGGACCUCCGGGGUGGCCGACGGGGCCACGGGCUCUGAGAGGAAGGAGGGAGCAUGUAAGUAGCGCUAUAGAGCCAGGAUCGAAACUGGGGCCGGGGUUUUAGCAUGUAGCUGAUAUAUUCUUGUAGAUUCAACAGAUCUUAACUCCAUCACCAGCUUUGACUCACUGGAUUUGUAUUUGUAUUUAUUAGGGAUCCCUAUUAGCUGCUGCCAAGGCAGCAGCUACUCAUCCUGGGGUCCAAACACAUUAAAGCAUGUACAUUACAUAUAAAACAAAAGAUAAAACAGAACAUCAUAUAACAUUAUUACGGCACUACAUAUCUACAAUACAAAAUGUAUAAUGAAGUCUGGUUGAAGACUAAGGGCCAUACUGAUUCAUCUGUAUUGACUAUCAUUUUACUCACAUAUUGAAUUUGCUUUGUAUUCCAGUGGCGAUGUUGGACAUGAACAUCAGUCAGUUCUUGAAGAGCUUGGGUCUGGAACAUCUGAGGGACAUCUUUGAGAGAGAACAGGUGACUGUUUUAAUGAUAGAGUUUUAUGCUAUAUCAUAACUUAUUUAACAGGGCAUCUAAUUAGUCUGACAUCUGUCUUUUUCCCCCUCUUGAAGUUGCUGUUGUCAUGACACAGUUCAGGAUCCCUGCUCUGAAUUAAAUGUCCUGUUCUCACCCAGAUCUCUCUGGAUGUUCUGGCUGACAUGGGUCACGAGGAGCUGAAGGAGAUUGGGAUCAACGCCUACGGCCACCGACACAAACUAAUCAAGGGAGUAGAGAGGCUGCUGGGAGGACUACAAGGUCUGGACCAAUGUUCCCUGACAUUUUUUUAGACACUGAGUACAUUUCUGGUCUGCUGAGCGCAAACUUGAACGUUGUGAAAAUUCUGUGCAACUUCCAGCACGUGUUUACUGUGAACACUGAGGCUGUACCUGCUUUAAGUUACAGUUUUAACAGUGACCAAGUAGGCUACUGUGGCUAUUUGAUCAUAUUGUAGGCCUACCAGAGUGGAGAAAAAAAAUGCGCCCCGUAACAUUUUAACAUGGAAAUAGCUGUUUUAUCAUUCAGCCUACAGUAGCAGCCAAUGUUUGGUGUUCAAUGUAGGCCUACAUUCCAUGAGACUUUUUAAAAAACAUGCGAGGCUUGACAUUAACCUGUUUAUCCACUUGUCCUUCAGACAAGGAGGUGACUGAAAUUGUUGUUUGACGCAAGAAAACAAAUAAAAUGCAUUAUUAUUCCCAUACCAUUAUUACAGAGAAUCAGACAAGUUGUGCUAGCUACCCUCUGCCUAUUGGCUACUUAGCUUAUUCAAGCCUGUCUCAAAAUGCAACACUGCCCCUUUAAGACCAAAAAACGAUCGUUACCUGACUUGCUUUUCAAAGUUUAGUGCUCUUUUUUUAGUCCAGCACUAGGCCUAAUAUACGUCUGGGAAACUGGCCCUGAAAGUAUAGGUGGGAAGCCAACCCAAUGUGUAACAAAGCAUGAGUGCGUAACAGGUUAUUUGUUUGUUCUCCAGGUGCCAACCCGUACCUGACAUUCCACUGUGCCAACCAGGGCACAGUCCUCAUUGACCUUGCCCCUGACGACAAGGAGGGCCAAUCAGUGGAGGAGGAGGUGGGUACACCCAUACAGAGAGAUACACGGAGUGUACAAAACAUUAGGAACACCUGCUCUUUCCAUGACAUAGACUGACCAGGUGAAAGCUAUGAUUCCUUAUUGAUGUCACUUGUUAAAUCCACUUCAAUCAGUGUAGAUGAAGGGGAGGAGACCAUUAAAGAAAGAUUUUUAAGCCUUGCGACAUGGAUUGUGUAUGUGUGCCAUUCAGAGGGUGAAUGGGCAAGACAAAAUAUGUAAGUGCCUUUGAACAGUGUAUGGUAGUAGGUGCCAGGCACACCAGUUUGUGUCUUGAACUGCAACGCUGCUGGCUUUUUCACGCUCAAAAGUUUCCCAUAUGUAUCAAGAAUGGACAUCCAGCCAACUUGACACAACUGUUGGAAGAAUUGCAGUCAACAUGGGCCAGCAUCCCUGUGGAAUGCUUUUGACUCCUUGUAGAGUCCAUGCUCAAAUGAAUUGAGGCUGUUCUGUUCAAUAUUAGGAAGGUGUUCCUAAUGUUUUGUACACUGGUGUAUAUUGUAUACGCAUGUAUUAUAUUUGAUUCUGUGAGUUGACCUCAUCACACUCUGGUCUGAGUACUGAUAAAGAAAACUACAGCAUCCUAAUGAAGCUGAGUGAAGAUUAUGUACCAACUGAGUGCCAUGUUUAGAGAAAUCGAAUGAAUUCCUGUGAUUUUAAGACGUUUCAUGUUUAUUUUUCUCUCUGCUCCAGAUGCAAAGUACCAUCCGAGAACACAGGGAUGGAGGCAACGCAGGAGGGGUGUUCAGCAGAUACAACAUCAUCAAGGUCAGCUGUACAUGAUAUUACAGUACUACACGCUCUACUCGCUACAUUUGCUCAUAGGAUGGAGCUCAUCCUCCAUCACAUUUAUUGGUUGGUAAGAAUGCACAAUGGCAGGGGUUGGCAACAGGCUGCCCGCAAGUUUUUUAAAAUUACAUUUCUUUUCUGAAUUCAUGAGGAAUUCAGCAAAAAUUAGUUUAAUUUAGGAAAUCUGUUCCCAAGUAUUCUCACGAAUAACACGAGACGUGAUCCUGUCUUAAUGUAAUCAAGGUAUGAAAUGACUUAUUUUCAAAUAGUGUCUUUUUGAGCUUAGUUGUGAUCAGUUUGCAGUGUACAAAUUAUUAUAAUUAUGUUCCGGCCCCCCGAUCAUUCGUUUGACAAAAAUUGGCAUUGGGCUGAAUCUAGUUGCCUACCCCUGCACUAUGGUUUCAGGAACUCUGGUAGUGUUAAUGAUUCCAUCUUCUGAAAAGGAAGGAAGAUUAGAAGUCAUUAGUAUUGCUGCUGUAGUUUAUUCCUGUCUGUGUGUCCAUGCAGAUUCAGAAGGUGGUCAAUAAGAAGCUGCGGGAGCGAUACACACACCGCCAGAAGGAGAUCUCCGAUGAGAACCACAACCACCACAAUGAGCGCAUGCUCUUCCAUGGUAACAAGACAUAUUCCAUAUUCAUAUUACGACCUGUUUUAUUUUUUACCACGCUCCUUGUUAAUUCAACAACAAAAAUUAUGUCUUAACUGAUUAUCACUAGAAAAAUGUUAACCGUGUUUGUCAUUAUUUCUUGUUUUUUACAAAUACGAAUUUCAGUCGUAUUUUACAUUUGUUCUUGUUUCAUGUCUUUUGGUUCUCCAGGUUCUCCGUUCAUAAAUGCCAUCAUCCACAAAGGCUUUGACGAGCGGCAUGCGUACAUCGGAGGGAUGUUUGGAGCAGGGAUCUACUUUGCUGAGAACUCCUCUAAGAGUAACCAGUAUGUGUAUGGCAUCGGGGGCGGCACCGGAUGCCCCACUCACAAAGACCGCUCCUGUUACCUGUGCCACAGGUGAGACAUGAUCGAUGGAAAGAACACAUAUUUAGGUGCAUUGAGGCUUUACUGCUAUUACUCAUGAAUAGACUGUUGCCAAACUAGUGCCUCUCUCUCAAUCAAUUAAUCUAUCAAUCAAUCAUGGCCUUCAUCAGAGCUAUGAUAAUUAUGAAACCUCAUUAGUGAACCAUCAUUUGACCCCUGUUCUCCGUGACCUACAGGCAGAUGUUAUUCUGCCGUGUGACCCUGGGGAAGUCCUUCCUCCAGUUCAGUGCCAUGAAGAUGGCCCACGCCCCCCCUGGACACCACUCUGUGAUUGGCCGGCCCAGCGUCAACGGCCUGGCCUACGCAGAGUACGUCAUCUACAGAGGGGAGCAGGUGAGACUUAAAUUGAAUUCUACUUUAUUUAUCCCCUCAAAGACAAGUCCAGACAUUAGGCAAUCAGGCAGAAGUUUUUACACGUUAGGGGCCGGUUUCCCGGACACAGAUUUAAGCCUAGACCUGGACUAAAGAAUCCACAAUGGAAAAUCUCCUUUGAAAUUGCUUUGUAAUCCAGUACUUAUUAUUUGCUCUUCUCAUUGACUUCUGUCCCAUGUGUGUUGGCAGGCCUACCCAGAGUAUCUCAUCACCUAUCAGAUCCUUAAGCCGGAGAGCACAGCCGCGUCUGCUGCAGGAGAGGAUCAGAAGACCUAG